AUGUCCCUGUCAGGACUCGUCUCGGACAUUCCACUGACUUCCAAUACUUGCCUACAACAUGGUGCCACGCACAUCAUCUCCCCAGUCAAACAGAUGCAGCGACAUACAUACCACAAUGUGUUGCCAAAGACUGCAGACGAAGUUUUGUUGCUUUCAUCACUUCGCGAGGCUGAGGCAGCAAAUGCUACACUCAAGCGCUGCAUGCUGGAGCUUCAGGCAGCAAAUGUCCUCAACGAGAUGUAUUGCAAUGUCCUACGAGGUCAACUUGCAAAUCAGGAGGAGAAAAAGCAAAAAGGAAAGGCAAAGAGAAAGCUGUUUUAUGAGAGAGUGGUGGAGUUUGAGCGCGAGCAGAAGAAGGCUGCAGCUGAUAAGCAGACGAGGAAAGCAGAUCGAGAAAGGAGAGCAGAAGAACUUGCCACAUGGAAACGGCUAGAGGACCAACGAAAAAGUCAGAACAAAUGGCAGGAAGAGAAAGCCAGGGCAAAGGCUGAAGGACGAAGGUUUAGUGAAAAGAAACCUGCCCUUGGUAAACUGCAGGGUGGAAUUCCGAGGCCAAAGUUGAACAUAUGCGAAGACGAUGAUGGAGAGUCAGCCAGUGGGGAGGAGUUUGACCUUAAUGAUGUGUCAGACGACAGCAGUGAAGAAUGA
Suillus discolor is the source of this 648-nucleotide messenger RNA. RefSeq lists its product as uncharacterized. The coding region runs from base 1 to 648 and encodes 215 amino acids. Lineage: Eukaryota; Fungi; Basidiomycota; Agaricomycetes; Boletales; Suillaceae. The transcript is spliced from 3 exons. The record is from RefSeq and is a predicted model, not a curated record.